Morchella sextelata is the source of this 747-nucleotide messenger RNA. RefSeq lists its product as uncharacterized. The record is from RefSeq and is a predicted model, not a curated record. The coding region runs from base 1 to 747 and encodes 248 amino acids. The transcript is spliced from 2 exons. Lineage: Eukaryota; Fungi; Ascomycota; Pezizomycetes; Pezizales; Morchellaceae.
AUGCUUGACCAGUUGAGACACCAGAGAUCUAAGCACCUGCAAGACCAUCGGGACCGAGCGAAUUCAGUCAGGGGUAUGGAGGAACUUGUCGCAGAUAUUCGAGACCUGCCUGGUUUUGAAGGCUUUCAGCUCCCCCCUCGGUCCGACGAAUUGAUGGCUAUGGCUAUUGAAGGGCCGAUUGUAACUUUUCUUUGCACAAAGUUCAGGAACGACGCAAUUAUCGUGACCGCUACCUCAAUCAAGUCUCUUAUGCUACCGCAAUUGAUUUACGAAGAUGCCGAAUCGUGGAUGAGAAAGAUACCGACACUUGUGCGCAUUGCAAGAUCCAAGUAUGGAGAAAACAAUUCCCAAAUGGACAAACUUCUGUCGUGGUUAUGGGAUUCUGCAGUAGCGCCUGUACUGAACGAGCUGCAGCUGAAAAUGUCGGGCGACAAGUUACCGCGGGUUUGGUGGAUUGGCACCGGAGGUCUAGCUAUGGCUCCGUUUCACGCUGCUGGUAGACACUCGCGCCGCUCCACUGAAAACACCUACAGCCACGUUAUAUCUUCCUACAUCCCAACCAUCAAGGCAUUAUCCUAUGCCCGCCGGAGAAAACCGCAACUGUUGAGCAGACCCGGCUCAUCCCUCCUCGUGGUUACUAUGCCAACGUCCCCAGCACAGAAUACAUUAUUAGGAAGCUCCCUGGGUACCAAGCAGUUCACUUUGCCUGUCACGCUGUUUCUGACUAAUCUCGGCUGCGAAUAUUGA